Messenger RNA from Paralichthys olivaceus (Japanese flounder), 1818 nucleotides. The record is from RefSeq and is a predicted model, not a curated record. Lineage: Eukaryota; Metazoa; Chordata; Actinopteri; Pleuronectiformes; Paralichthyidae.
AUUCACGACGUCCACCACAAACAAAACACUUGUCGUCCUCCUCUCCUCCCUGAUCCAGGAACUAGUCUGAUCCUGGGCUGCAUGAUCUACCCAGACGGCUGGGACAGCGACGAGGUGAAGAGGAUGUGUGGCGAGCAGACGGACAAGUACACGCUGGGCGCCUGCUCGGUGCGUUGGGCCUACAUCCUCGCCAUCAUGGGCAUCAUGGACGCCCUCAUCCUCUCCUUCCUGGCCUUCGUCCUGGGAAACCGUCAGGACAGUCUGAUGUCAGAGGAGCUGCUGGGAGAAAAGAGCGGAAACAACGCCAUCUAGCUGUCGCUCUGAGGAAAGCAGUCACACACACAGGUCUUGCUGCAGAGACGUGAUGUUACUUCAGGAUCCAGCUGCCCUCUCCUGGUGCAGCUUGUGGCUGAGACACAGAGCUGAUGUGUGGACAGAUUAAAGAAGAACAAGAGGAGGUCUGGAGGAGCUUGUCCUCCCUGAAUCUCCCUCUGUAAAAUAACCAACUCGGUCAUCUGAAACUGCUUAUUUCUGCAGGAUGAACUCUCUCAAAGACUUUCUCCGGCCUCCAUGUGGACGGGAGGUUCAGUCCACAGGUUCAGCUGAGGGACAAAAACAAGACUUAAUGUGGUAAAUCAGCUCGGGGACAGUGGACGUGGCAGCUGCUCAAAUUGAAUCAAAUCAAAAACAGAAAUGAUCCAGACUUAGAGGGAGGACUUGAGGUGAAAGCUGUCGGAACGUCUCUCUCGUCAAAGUCAACAAACUCCCAGAGAUAAACCUGGAGUUCAGCUCCGGUUCGACCUCUCGUGUUGUCAACUGAGAGGAGGAGACAUCUCAACGCUGAACAACGGAAAGAACAGAGAUGUUUUGUUAUAAUUAAAUGUUUGAUGUGAUAGAAACAUGACGUAGUAAUUAGAGGUUUUGCUGGUGACAACUUUCCCAAAAAGAAAAAAAAAAGAGUAAAAAAAAAGUGCGCUAAAUAGGAGAAAACAUUAUAUGGAGACUAUAAUCUGUGUGUAGAUGUGUUGAUGAGGUCACUGUACUGUCUUGACUUUGAAAAUGGUCCAUUUCUUGUGUGUGCCAUACUGCGUCCUGUAAUCUGACAGUGUUGUGGCGUACGAAGAAGGGCCCAAGAAACUAAAUGAGCAAGAAGUGUGGCUUUAACUUUUUUCAUAUAUUAUUUUUCACAACUAAAAAACAACUGACAUUGACCUUUACACUUUUAAUGGAUGAUGGAACAAUAGAAAUUGAUUUAAAGACAAAAAUCUGCUCCGCUUAAGCCAUCGAGGACUGGGACACGGCUAGCAAAAACAUUAUUAUAGUUAUCGCUCGUUGCGUCCAAAAAAAAUGUUUAUAAGCAAAUACCAAUUAUAAAAGUGUCAUUUUAAUAUUUGACCCAAUGAGUCAAACUGUUGAUUGUUGAACUUUAAGAACUGAUAAAGAAUCACGUUUGUUCAUCCAUCUGAUUUUAUGACUUUGUAAAUGUACAAAAUGGAAAUCUAUCGUCUUUGGAUAUUAAAUAAAAGCGUUGAUUUCAUUUCCCUCAACAGACUUCAAAUGUAUUAAAAAGUCUUGGAUUUCAUUCAUGAAUAUUUUCUACAUCCUGCUGUGGGAGCGUUAGCUGCACUUCUGAAAGUAUUUGGAAAAUCUAUAAAUCUUUUAAUCCUUCUUUCCAUUUUCAUCAUUUAAUUAUCCAGUUUCUGCUGUUAACCAGCUCCAGGUCGAGUUUGAUGAAUAAUUAAUGACGUUGUUAUGAAGCAUUGAGUCACACUGCUGAGAAGUAUUGACAAAUGUAAUGUAAUGAUGUAAAUGAAUAAU